GAAUCAUUAUACUCGUGUUAGUGUAAACAAACCCUGAAGCCCGAACGGCUAUUUAAGUGAGGAAGGAACGUGUAUUUGUAUAUAGGCAAUUUAUACGUAUACGUUGCCGUUUCGAUUGUAUGUACUAGCUUAAACUCUCCAAUAUGAUAGUCAAUGCGCGGCUAUUAAUCACCUUGAAAACACGAGGUGCAUGCAUACUGAAGUACAGAUACGAAAGCUUGUGUUACUGUAUUAUUUUGAAGUAUGUGAUGACUGCAAACCAUCAACCUCGCAAUAACAUCUGUUCUAUGUUAUCUCGUAUAACCUACACUACACAUGUACUUACAGUACUACACAUCUAGUGAAAUAACGUUUAGAACUUACAAACUGGAAACAACUGUCCAAGAGCAGUUGUAGUUACUAUGGAUGAUAAUGUGCUCACCAUCGGCUACCUACAAUGUGAGGAUUUAAAGGAAUAUCUUCCAGAACAAGUAUACUUCCUCUCUGGGGGAUACCCCGAUAUGGCACAAAGCAUGUUUGAUUACGUCACUUCGCUACCUUUGGAGACGCUGAAAACUGAAAGCCCAGGUGACGAGAAUACGAAGCUGCCGAAAAUCAAAAUUAAGUCGUUUGAUGUCAAGAAGGGAGUGUACCCUGAGAAAUUGGACAUCUACGCAGGGUUUAUCAUAUCGGGGUCACUCAGUGGUGUUUAUGACGGAGACCCCUGGAUCGAUGCAUUGUUGACAUUCGUAAAAACGCUUCAAUCGGAGAAUAGAAAAAUGGUCGGCAUUUCAUUCGGACACCAGAUAAUUGCGAAAGCUCUUGGAGGACACGUCGAGAAGAAUCCAAAAGGCAGCGAGAUUUCCAGAGUCACUGUUCCCCUAACUGACGUAGCUAAGGAGUACUUUAAGACGACGCGCGACACAUUCAGCCUCCUGUACCACCAUAACGAUGCUUUAGUGUCGUUGCCAGACGCCGCAUGUAGCAUUGGCUCCAGUCGUUCAACACAGUACCAGGGGUUCAUCUUAGGGAAGCAUAUUCUAUGUUUUUGCGGUCACCCUGACUACUCCCACCAUCCCGCUGUUCUUGAAGCAUUGUUCAAGUGGGACAGUGAGAAUCUCGUCGUGCCCCAGCAGUUGCUUGAUUUUGGACUUACAACUUUACAUCACAAAACUGAUUAUUUGUGGGUUACCGUUCAGAUUAUAAAGUUCUUCAUGAAUUGAUGUGAUACUAGAAUAUAGUAUAUAAGUUAUUAUAUAGUGGUAUAAAUCAAUUUCACUCAUUCUGGGAAGACUUUAGACAAACUAGAAUGACGAAGAAUGUUUUAUCGGACAACGAUGGCAUUCAAAAUACGUUUUGAAAAGUGCUUUAUUCACUUCCUCUUAUACCCUCUUUACCCUAUGAAGGUUCCCUCGCCUAACAUUAUGAAAAAAAGUUUUCGAUGACAUACAAGGGUCGUUCGAAAAGUUUUGCACGAAAGCUUCUCGAGAAGAGAUUUUAUCAUUUUUACAUGAAAUUUGAUAUAGAUAUAGUAUCUAUGAAUAUGAAAUUCCAAGACCAUGAGCAAAAAAUCAGGUGAUUUGUUCAAGAUGUUCGAAGAGUAUAUUUACAGUCAUUCUUUGGCAUGAUUAAAAAAAGAAG
This is a messenger RNA of Owenia fusiformis, 1620 nucleotides long. Lineage: Eukaryota; Metazoa; Annelida; Polychaeta; Sabellida; Oweniidae. The record is from the annotation of a GenBank genome assembly.